UUGCUGAUACAACAACCAGUUGAAAUCAUUUUUAAUAGGUUCAACAAACAUCUUACUAUGACCACACCUAUUGUUUGUCUCAAAUAAAACUUUUGUGAACAAAUCCAUUAAUAAAAGUAACAAGAAGCUGUUUACUUGUGUAGAGUAGCAUUGCUUUCGGGGAAUCAGGCAGUAGGUCACAGUAGGCUAUACUCAUGAUUGUGGUAGAAAUCAUUCGCAUUCGAAGUUAUUUACCUAUCUAAUCCUAAACAUUCCAGUCCAUUCGAUUAACAGACGGAACUCUGUAGCAUUCCAUAGAACUAAGAAUAGGAGGCUCUAGAUUCUAAUAUCACGCGAGUAGGCGCGGCACCGCAGCUCUCCAGCCACCGCUAAGGGAGUUGGUUUUGAAUGUGAGGCCUCAGUUGGUGUAAUAUGGAUGAAGACGGUGCAGCUGUUGGUCGACCAUAUGAAGCGGUCCGGCCUCACUGGUUCCACCGCAAACAUGUGGAUGGACAGGACCAGUGGGUGCCCUUCAGCCAGUACGAUUCAGACAAACUCAACGCCGCUUUUGACGAGUUAACAGAGGAUCAGGAGAUGGUGGUGGCCACAGACAAUGGCCACUAUGACGUGCGGCUGGGGGAGCGCAGCAGGCGAGCGGCCUACUGGCCAGAGGAGCCCAGCGCCGUGCUGAGGGCCACCUGGUUCUACAAGAGCACCAAGGAGCCCCAAUACACACCCUACCCAGAGUCCUUCAGCGAACGCCUGGAGCUGACGUAUAUGGAGGCCAUGCUGCAAGACCAGUGGAGAAAGACAGUGAACUUUCCAACGGGUGAAGUGGUGGUGCUUAUCAGUCCCACGCAAGCCACACAGUGGCCUUCGGGGAUGGCUGUGGAUGAGUGGGCUUCCUCUGACAUGCUGACAAGCACCUACACAGUGGAGAGGGGAAUAGACAAGACUGACUACAAGAUCCCACAGGGAGAGCUAGAGACCGUUGACCACUUGGUGUUUAUGGUGCAUGGGAUUGGACCUGCAUGUGAUUUCCGCUUUCGAAACCUCAUCUCGUGUGUCAAUGGCUUCCGCAACGUGGCAAAAGACCUGGUGGAGACGCACUGCAGAUCAGCCCGGGCCACGGGGCAGAUAGGCCGAGUGGAGUUCCUCCCUGUGGACUGGCACAGCCCCUUACACGGCGACGCCACUGGAGUGGACAAGGUCAUCCACCGCAUCACCCUGCCCAGCAUCGAGCGCCUCCGCACCUUCGCCAACGAGACGCUGCUGGACCUCUUCUUCUACGGCAGCCCCACCUACUGCCAGACCAUCCUGGACACCGUGGCCUCCGAGCUCAACCGCCUCCACGGCCUCUUCUGUUCCCGACACCCCCACUUCCAGGGUCAGGUGUCCUUAGUGGGACACAGCCUAGGCUCUCUCAUUCUGUUUGACCUGCUGACAAACCAGGUGGUUGGACUUGGCCAUCCCAACAUCCCUGAGACUCAGGAUGGCAGACCUGUAGGGCCCAUCAUGGCCCCCAACCCCCAGAGCAGUGGCCUCAAUGCCACAGAGAAUACCGGCACGCCAUCGAGGAGCACCACGGCGUCAUCGAGUAGUGUCACGUCCUCCGAGGCGAUCCAUUCCUCCCACCGCAUGCGUCUGAUGAGCAGCAGUGUUGACAAUGAGAGCUUCAGCUUAGGUGUCGGCCAGGUGUCCAUCCGCUACCCUCAGCUGUCCUUUAACCCCUACAUGCUGUUUGCGCUGGGCUCCCCCAUCGGGAUGUUCCUCACUGUGCGAGGCCUCAGGCAUAUCGACCCAGACUACUCCUUACCCACCUGCAAGGGCUUCUACAACAUCUACCAUCCUCUGGACCCGGUGGCUUACCGCAUCGAGCCUUUGAUCCAAGCCAACACAUGUCUUCCACCUGUCCUCGUCCCACACAUCACCACUAAAAGGGCACAGCAAAUGGGAGGAUUGAGCUCAGACCUGAAGCACAAGAUGACUUCUGCCCUCCUGUACGCCUGGCAGUUCUUCAAUCACACGCCCUCCAGCAGUGGGCAGAGCCAACGGGAUGCAUCACCUCCCAAACACAAAACUGCCUCCUGCUCAUCCCUCCUCCAGUCUGGCAAGACCAAUCGCAGCUCUCCUGGGAUGCUGAAUAGGGGCCGGCGCAUUGACUAUGUCCUGCAGCAGACAGCCAUGGAGAGCAUCAAUGAAUACCUGUUUGCCAUACAGAGCCACUUAUGUUAUUGGGAAUCAGAGGACACAGCUUUGUUACUCCUGCAAGAAAUAUACAAUGAAUCUGGCAUUGUGUUCGAAAAUCUGCCAUAAUCAAUUUCACAGAAAUGAAAGGAAGACAAAAAAAUAAAAAGAACUCUAUGUCUGA
This is a messenger RNA of Engraulis encrasicolus (European anchovy), 2350 nucleotides long. RefSeq names its product SEC23-interacting protein-like. Lineage: Eukaryota; Metazoa; Chordata; Actinopteri; Clupeiformes; Engraulidae. Gene Ontology annotation, molecular function: triacylglycerol lipase activity; glycerophospholipase activity; metal ion binding. The transcript is spliced from 15 exons. Gene Ontology annotation, cellular component: COPII-coated ER to Golgi transport vesicle; cytoplasm. The record is from RefSeq and is a predicted model, not a curated record. Bases 412 to 2295 code for a protein of 627 amino acids.